Messenger RNA from Anopheles cruzii, 2072 nucleotides. RefSeq names its product glucose dehydrogenase [FAD, quinone]-like. The record is from RefSeq and is a predicted model, not a curated record. Lineage: Eukaryota; Metazoa; Arthropoda; Insecta; Diptera; Culicidae. The transcript is spliced from 3 exons. Bases 105 to 2000 code for a protein of 631 amino acids. Gene Ontology annotation, molecular function: ecdysone oxidase activity; flavin adenine dinucleotide binding.
GUUCUUGAGUGCUCUUGCCGGUGGUGCUGGGAGUGAUCUUCCUGCCGAGGGACUCAAGGUCAAGCUACGCAGAAAACCAAAGCCGCUGGAGGGCGAUCCGCACGAUGGAGGCCCUGCUGAAUAGUCAAUGUGCCGCGCAGAGCGUCGGCCCCGCGAACCAACUGUUUGCGCUGCUCGUGCAGACCAUUCUCGCGGCCCAGUGUACGAUUUCGCCCCCGGACAUGUGGCCCAAGGACUACGGACCGACGGCCAUGGCGCGCGGGCUCGAGGAGUAUGAUUUCGUGAUCGUUGGUGCGGGCUCGGCCGGGUCCGUGGUGGCCAACCGGCUGUCGGAGAAUCCGGAGUGGAAGGUCCUGCUGCUCGAGGCCGGUGGCGAUCCACCGAUCGAGUCCGAGAUACCGGAGACUUUCUUCACGAUCCAGAAAACGGACGGUGACUGGGAGAACUACGCCGAGGUGACGACGAACGCCAGCAAGGGCUCAAAGGAUGGUAGCUUUUGGCCGCGCGGCCGCAUGCUCGGCGGGUGCGGGGCCAUCAACGCGAUGCUGUACGUGCGGGGCAACGCGCGCGACUACGACCGCUGGGAAGCGCUGGGCAAUCCGGGCUGGGGCUGGAACGAUGUGCUGCCGUACUUCCGGAAGAGCGAAGACAAUCAGGACCCCGAGCUGAUGGGGCGCGACGGAGGCGCACUGCACGGCACCGGAGGCUUGCUGAAGGUAAACACUUUCCCGAUGCACCACCCGUUGGGUCACAUCCUGCUGCAUGCCUUCGAUGAGGCCGGUUUCGAGAAAAAUCUGGACAUCAACGGGCCACGUCAAGUGGGCUUCGGGCCCGCCCAGGGCACGAUCGCUAACGGUGCGCGCUGCAGCCCGGCCAAGGCGUUCCUGGUGCCGGCGAAGGAUCGCCCGAAUCUGCACGUCAUCAAGCACGCGGUGGCCGUGACGGUUGAGCGUGAACCGAGCACCAGGCGGUUCAAGUAUGUGAUCUUCAUGCUGAACAACACGGUCCUCAAGGUGGCGCACGCCCGCAAGGAAGUGAUCCUGGCGGCGGGUUCCGUCAACACACCGCACAUCCUGCACCGAUCCGGUGUCGGACCGAGGGGCCUGCUCGAGCAGGUCGGCAUUCCGCUCGUGGUCAAUCUGCCGGUCGGCGAGAACCUGCAGGACCAUCUGUUUGUGCCGAUUAUGUUCAAGUUCCACAAAUCGACGGCCGCCAACUACAACAUGCCGCUGGAGAUGGCCAAAAAUUUGUUCCAGUACGUGACGGACCGGUCGGGACCGAUGGCCGGGCACGGGGUGACCGGAUUGAUCGGGUUCAUCAACACGCUCAGCCCGACGAAACCGUUCGCCGACAUCGAGUAUCACUUUUUCCAGUUCGAGAAGGGUUCAGGCAAGUCGAUGAUGUUCGCCGACAAGGUCGGCUACAACGAGGAAAUAUCGGCCUCGAUGCUGGAGGCGGCCACCGAAGCCGACGUGGUGAUGGCCAUCGUCGUGCUGCUGAAUCCGAAGUCACGCGGACGCAUCACACUCGCAACCGGGGACUUUGACGAAUUCCAGCCUCCGAAGAUUGUGACCGGCUAUCUGGAGCACGAGGACGACAUGGCGACGGUGCUGCGUGGAAUCCGUCACAUUACGAAGCUGCUCGAUACGGACACGUUCCGCGAGCACGAGGGCGAGCUGCACCGGGUGGCCAUUGGCGAGUGCGAUCCGCUGGCGUUCGACAGCGACGAGUACUGGGAGUGUCACUCGCGCCACAUGACCCUCACGCUGUACCAUCCGGUUGGUACGGCCAAGAUGGGACCGGACACCGAUCCGGACGCGGUGGUCGACGCUAGGCUGCGUGUGAAAGGUGUCCAGGGUCUGCGCGUGGUCGACGGUAGCAUUAUGCCGAACAUUGUGUCCGGCAACACGAACGCCCCGAUCAUGAUGAUCGCCGAGAAGGCGUCCGACAUGAUCAAGGCGGACUGGGCUGGGCAGGAGGCUAAACACACGGAGCUUUAAGGUGGUAUAGGGCGGCGAUGAUGGGCAUGCAUUCUGUAUAUUUUCAAUAAAUGUGACAUGGCUUCAGGUUCA